Messenger RNA from Morone saxatilis (striped sea-bass), 547 nucleotides. It is a transcript of the gene cenpw, whose product is annotated as centromere protein W. Lineage: Eukaryota; Metazoa; Chordata; Actinopteri; Moronidae. Gene Ontology annotation, molecular function: DNA binding; protein heterodimerization activity. Gene Ontology annotation, cellular component: kinetochore; nucleoplasm. Gene Ontology annotation, biological process: kinetochore assembly; chromosome segregation; mitotic cell cycle. The transcript has 3 exons. The record is from RefSeq and is a predicted model, not a curated record. Bases 30 to 257 code for a protein of 75 amino acids.
ACACACACAGACACACACCGUCAACGAAAAUGCUGAACAAAGCGCCCAAACUAAAACAAACAGUUAAAACUAAAAUGAAGAGUAACAUAAACGUGAGACCGGCGUCGGAGGCGAUGAUUGAACUGCUAACUCUGCUGUUUUUAAACAGCCUGGCGGAGGAGGCGAAGGCCAAAGCUUUUGAGGAAAAAUGUGCAACGAUUAGAGGACAACAUGUCAAAGCAGUGUCCAAGAAAUUGCUGAAAAAAGCAAGAGGAUGAAGACUGUGAAGUGCAUCAUCAUCAUUUUUAUUAACAGUAUUGUGAAUAUUAUUAUGAAUGACAGUCGCUAUAUUUCUUGCUUUUUUUAUGGUGUUUUCUUCUGAUAUUUUUAUUUCAUUCUUUGUGCAAGUUAAUGUCUAAUAUCUGUUUUCCUAUAAGAGUUUUUUGUUUAAUUCUUGUGAAUCGUAUAAUGGCUCAUAUUUUAGACCUCUCAGUCCCAAAACUGACAAUGACAAUUUAUAAUGGCUUUCUCAUAUUAAAUAAACGAAUAAACCAGUCUUAUUUAUUUU